CUGAUUUCGUUGGCGGUCUGUUGUCUCUAUUCUAGCUUUUGGUGGCCUAGAAGAGGCUAGAAGGGUCAAGUGGCAAAGACAUAAUUCUGCUUAGCGAUGGUAUCUGGUAAAUGUAAUUGCUGUCACUCACAGAGAAACUAUUGUUUUACCGUGAGAAAAGUGCUGUUGAACUGUUAAGUGAAAUUUGGCGAUCGAGGAUCGAAUCCACGCUAUGCCUGCAUGAAGCCACUACACCUAUAAUGGAAAGGAUUAUACGUAAAAGGAAAACUGUGAGAGCAACACGAAAGCUCCACUUAUAUCAAAUCUGAAGACUAAACGCUAUUUAACUGUUUACGCAGUUGCCGACUAGGGGAUCAAUGAAACACAAAGCGUAACAAAAUGUGGAGGAAAUUCUGCAUAUUGGUGAAGUACAUUGCUGGAACUUUUGUGAAAUGGCUACCAAAACCUGGACAGCAAGCUAGAACUCAUUUACUUAUCUUAUAUUCUGUCACAUUUUUUCUUCUUUUGCCUACCCUCUGCCACAAACUCCCUUUCUCGGUUUACUACCAUGCUGGUCAUGCUGACAAGGAUGAUGGGAUUAGAAAGUUUAAUGCUGCGAAUGAUGAAAGACUUAAACUGUCUCGCAACUUUUUGAAAAAUACUUUCAAUAGUAUGAAGCGUCUUCCUAAUUCUCCCUGGGUUACACCAAAAUCCAACUUUCCAAAAGAUGCCUUAAAUUUCUUUGACCAACCCAGAAUGCAAGUUGAUAUAGCACUAACUAUAAUUACAGUGUCACGAAAUAGGCACAAGUUUGAUAACUAUGAACCACACUACCUUACACAAGCUGUUUGGCGAUAUAUGGAAUUACUUUUGAGUUCUGAAAAUCAACAAAAAAAUGUAAAACUUUCUCUGUGUAAUGUUGAUCGUGAUCCGGAAACCUACCAUGAAAUUCACAACCUCUCUUCUUUUAUUCAGACUUUUCAACGGUUUCCCACAAAAUCUUCCUAUUCUUCUGAAGUAUUUGAAAAAGAAAAAGAAGACUAUGUAUACUGCCUCAAUGCUUCCCUUGUAUGGAAACCAAGUUUUGUAUUGCUUGUUGAGGAUGACAGCCUUCCCCACAAUGAUAUGUUUCGUGUUUUGUACCAUGCUCUUGACUAUAUAUACUAUGUUGAUAAUCAGCAUGGAUCAUAUCGACAUUUUCCUGAACAAUGGUACUUAAAACUUUAUCAUCCAGAUCGACUGCUGGGUUAUUGGAGCAUAGAAGUGGAAAGAAUACCAGAACUAAUAUCACUGAGUUUAGUUUUUGGUGUUUUAGUUCUGCUUAUUUAUCGGUGUAUUGGGAUGAAAAAUGUUUUUAGAAAUAUUAAUGCUUCUUGGUUUCUCCUCAGUCUCUAUUUCUUCUUGCUUUUUAUUGCUAUUGGAAGACAGAACUUACUUGAAAUUAGACGAUUGUCCAAACAUUUUUACAUGUUGACACCUUCACCUUCAUGCUGCACACCAGCAAUAUUAUAUACUAAUGCAACAGCUAAAACUGUUAUAGACUACCUUAGCCAUGUGCGUUGUAAGAGUAAGUUUGCCAAAGAUAUGGCAUUGGAACAGUUACGUUCUGAAACUCAUCUAAAAGCCUAUCUUUUGCAGCCAAAUCUUUUUAAACACAUUGGUCUGUAUUCUUCUUUGCGAUCAAAGAUUCUCAAUCCUGGUGUUGUAUGAUAAAGUUAUUCUUCAUCUAUUAUUUAUUUCCCUUUAGCUUGUCAUAUUUUAAACUACAUCUUUAAAUUGGUCUGUUUUAUUUUGCCUUUAAUUCGGUCCUGCUUUCAUUUCUGCUACUGCUACUUUUGUAGCAUUCUGUAUUUAAAAUGCUGCUUUCAUACCAUUUUGUCAAACUGAAGAUUUAUUUAUUUUUUUAUUAAAUUUAAUAAAAAUAUAUGUAUUGUUGGAACAAUUUUUAAAGACUUUUCCUACUGAAUGCUAUUCCUAAUGUUCACUCACAUGAAAUAUGAAUAGAUUGGAACUCAUCAAAUUCAGUAAUGUUCUUGCCCAGAAGUACACUACAAUGGGUUAUACUCUAUUUGAACUUAUGUAAUGUAGACCAGCAUUUUAACCUCUUGGCCUUUCUGCCUCACCUUUAUAAUAUAUAAAACUUUAUUCUAUCUCUUUUCUCAUUUAACUGUUAUUAUAAAGAUAUUUAAUGUUUUAAAAUAAUGUAACUAUGCAAUAUAUAAACUAUAUUUCUUUGUCCCCUAUCUGUCAUUAUCAAAUGCAACUAUACUAUUAGCUAGGCAUACUCCUUCAGUUUAGCUACUUUGUUGAGGCAGUAUAACAUGAGAAAUGUUACAGAAAAAAUGAAAUAUUUAAGACUGUUCUUUUAUCUUUUACCUUUAACUUAUUUCAGUCAUUAGACUGUGGCCAUGCUGGGGCUCCACCUUCAAGAACUUUUAAUUGAACAAAUCAACCCCAAUACAUUAAUUUUUAAAGCCUGGUAUUUAUUCAAUUGUUCUCCUUUGCCAAAACAUUAAACUGCAGGAAUGUAAACACACCAGCAACGGUUGUCAAGUGGUGGUGGGGGACAAACACACACAGAGACACACAUACACACAUUAAUAUAUAUGCACACAUAUAUGCAAUGGGCUUCUUUCAUUUUCCCUUCUACCAAAUCUACUCACAAGGCUUUGGUCAGCCUGAAGCUAAGGUAGAAAAUACAUGCCCGAAGGUACCAGUGGGACUGAACCCAGAACCAUGUAGUUGGGAAGCAAGCUUCUUAUCACACAGCUAUGUUUGCAUUCUAUUUUUGAAAAAAAUUAAAUUCUUUUUACAUUG
Octopus bimaculoides (California two-spot octopus) is the source of this 2796-nucleotide messenger RNA. RefSeq names its product GPI-N-acetylgalactosamine transferase PGAP4. Gene Ontology annotation, biological process: GPI anchor biosynthetic process. Lineage: Eukaryota; Metazoa; Mollusca; Cephalopoda; Octopoda; Octopodidae. The record is from RefSeq and is a predicted model, not a curated record. Gene Ontology annotation, molecular function: glycosyltransferase activity. Gene Ontology annotation, cellular component: Golgi membrane.